GCCGGGGUGGCGCGAUGCCGGGGGCUGGGGAGCCUGGCGUCGCGGAAGCGCCUGUGGAGCGGCGUAAGGAGGGAGCGCGCCGGCGGUGCGGGCCCGGCCCGGCGCCUCGCGGAAAUGAGCGGCGAGCGGGAGGAGCGGCCGUGGCGGACGAGCCGCCUGCGGGGCGCCCCCGAUGGGGCCGCGGCGCCCGGAGGGCCUGGCGAGCGGCGAGCCGAGGCGGCGGCAGCGGCGGUUACCUCUGAGCGGUUCCGGGUGCAGCGGCCGGCAGGGCAGAGGGUCCCCCAAAGCCAGGAUAGGUUUCAAGGGUGGAUGACUGAACCUAUCAGCCUUUCUGCGGGUGCAGAUGAGAUGCAGAAAAAAGAUACUAUGUCGAUAAAGUUGAUGAAGCAUGCAAAGGAAGUUGAUGCUUCUUGUAAUGAGCUUGGUUCAGAAAGUGUGCAUACUGACUGGAAAGAGCAAUCUACAUCAGAAAUAAGAGAAGAAUAUGUACACAGAAGCACCGGAAAACUUGAACAGAUGGAUACGGUUAAAUCACUUAUGGCAGAUCAGGAUGCCUAUAGAGACUGUGAAGUAAACUUAUCUUUGUCUAGUAAUCCUUCAGCAAUGGAGUCAUCUAUGGACAGUGAGGAGGACAUGUAUCGUGAUGCAGAAGAAAUAGAGAGAGAGAAAAUAUUACUUGUUUGUGAGGUGGGCUCUUCAGAAUGUAAACUAAGUGUUGCACCUGAAAUGGACAUCAUGGAGUACUGCAUAAAAGAAUGGAGAGGAAAUACACCAGUAGCAAAAAGGAUGAAAAAGGGAUAUGAAGCAGUUUCUCAAAAAUUUGCAUCCAUAAGGAGAGUACGGGGUGAUAACUACUGUGCUCUCAGAGCAACUCUGUUCCAGGCGCUAAGCCAAGCAACUCAGUUACCGAACUGGCUGCAGAGUGAGGACUUUACUAUGCUUCCUGAAAAGUUGUUGAGCAAAUAUGACUGGAUCAAGCAGUGGCAGCUAAAACAAAAACUGUGCAGGAAGAUGGGAGAAAUCAGUGAUGAAAUUAAAGAAUAUUUAAUACUAUUAAGGAAAAAGUGGAAGAAUAUCAGUGAAAUCAAGGCUCCUAAUGAGAAACAAGAAGCUUGUGAUGAAUUGUUUAAAAACGAAGAGGAGGAGUACAGUCUAUAUGAAGCUCUGAAAUUUUUGAUGCUCAGCACGGCCAUUGAAUUGUACAAUGAUGAUAAAAAUGGAAGGAAGGUUCCUGUCUUCUCGUGGUUACUGUUUGCACGGGAUACAUCUAGUAACCCUUGUCAGUUAAUGCAUAAUCACUUGAAUCAAAUUGGUCACAGUGGCGGCCUUGAACAAGUGGAAAUGUUUCUCCUUGCUUAUGCUCUGCAGUACACCAUCCAAGUUUACCGAUUGUAUAAAUACAGUACUGAUGAAUUCAUCACGCUUUAUCCAAAUGACCCAGAGGAGGACUGGCCUGUGGUGACUCUCAUAACUGAAGAUGACAGACAUUAUAAUAUUCCAGUCAGAAUGUGCCAAGAGACUAUGUUGUAAACAAGUGAUUUUGACAGCCAGAUUUGUGCUGUUUAUUGAGAUUUCCAGUGCCAUUUUGAGAUGGGAUGAUGAUAUGUUGUUAAGUCUACAGCAACUUGAAAUUCGUGUUUCAGAAGCUUACAUCUGAACUAAAAUACUGAACAAAUCUUAAAGAGUAAUUGAAUAGGAAUUUUGCAAAUAUGCCUUUUUGUUGCCUGUAAAUUAUUAUUUUUUUUUAUUUUGUGGAGACUUAAAGUUUCCAUUUCUGAAGGGAAUACAAAAAUUACGGAUUCUCUUCUUAAGGUAGGUCAGGUUCUAUUGCAAGAGGUGAGCUGAUCUUCUGCUCUUAGAACUAAUUUGAUAAUGAUGAAUUGAAGUUUCUGGAAAAGUUAAGUGUCCCGAUUGAUUUUUUUUUUUUUUCUUUAUAUAUUGUUUUUUAGAAGCAAUUUAUAUGACUGGAUCUUAGGAAGUGAUGUAAUUCUUCUGCAAUUGUAGCAUAAAACCAUGACAGAGAUUAACUUCCAAGAGAAAUGUUUGUUAAAAGUUUCCUAAUACUUUGGGGGCUAUUCAGACAUGAAUAUCUUUUAUUUGGAAACAAAGCAGGUGUUACAUUGAAAAUGACAAGCAUUUUUACCCCUUUCAGCUUCUUGAGAGGGCUGUGGCAGAGGGACUUGAUAAUGGGGGAAUAUAAAAGUUCUUUGUUAAUAGAUCACAAAUUUGAAACCUACCUGGAAUUCUCUCUUCAUUUGUGACAGCUGGUAUGAAAUAAGCAUGUGCCAUUUACUUCCAUGGUUGUUAUUACUUGUUAUUAUAAUGUUAAUCCUUUCAGGUAGCCACUAUGGAGUACUAAAGAUCUGAGUCUAUGCAGACGUUGCAGUAGGUGGAAAUAAAUUUAUUGUGUAAAUUGAUCUUUCUGCAUGUGACACUCCUCGUGGUAGGUUCUAUGUGGCUAUUUAGAAUUAUUAAAUAUACUUUAAAUUGAAGGAAUGCGUAAUAUGUCAGAUGUUGGCAGUGCUGGCAUAGCUUAAAAAAAAAAGGAAACCUGUACUUUUAGCUUAAAGGGGUAAUGUGCUCUAAAGAUGAUUCUCAGAUCAAGAGAGUGAGAUGUGAUUUAAAUGAAAUAUCAACCAGGCACAGAACACCUGACUCCCUCAAAAGGCCUUCUUACACAAAAGAGAUGAGGCUAUAAAAGCUACUUUUCCUUCAAAUCUUGAAGGAAAUAGAAUGCAGAAUUGCAAAUUCUCCUGUUCCGUUUAAAAUGAACUUACAAAAUUUUUUUAUUAUGAAAGACUAUUACACAAAAAGGAUGUGUAUUCACUACAUUGUAAAAUGUGUUUUAGCCACAUCUUGAUGAGACCUAUCAUCUACUCUUUAAGUGUGGUAUUUAUCAUGUUAUCUUCAGCUUUUAAAGUGACUACCUUGUCUAUGAUAUUGAAAAGGUUCUGGGAGCCACAGAGAAAGAAUAAUAAAUUAGCUAAUCUUACA
Rhea pennata is the source of this 2994-nucleotide messenger RNA. RefSeq names its product OTU deubiquitinase with linear linkage specificity (gene OTULIN). Gene Ontology annotation, molecular function: cysteine-type deubiquitinase activity. The transcript is spliced from 9 exons. Lineage: Eukaryota; Metazoa; Chordata; Aves; Rheiformes; Rheidae. Gene Ontology annotation, cellular component: cytoplasm. The record is from RefSeq and is a predicted model, not a curated record. Gene Ontology annotation, biological process: regulation of tumor necrosis factor-mediated signaling pathway; innate immune response; negative regulation of inflammatory response. The coding region runs from base 115 to 1530 and encodes 471 amino acids.